CUGUCGCGGAGCUGACGUCAUCGUUGUGCGCUGCCACGUCUGCUCUGCUCCGCGGUAAUGGAGGCUGAGGUUGAGUGCUGACGGGGCCGGGCUCUGCUUCUAGCUUUAACUGUGGCUCUGACUCUGUUACUGCCUCAAGGUUUGGGUCUGGGACUGGGUCUGGUGUGGGUUUGGGUCUGGCGGCCCGAAGACUGGAUACUUUUUCUCGAGUCUCCGGGCGGCGACGGCCUGGGGUCAAGCAGCUGGUUAGGAGCGCCUCUACGCGAGAGGGUGUUCUCUUGCUUGGGGUCCAGCCUGUAAAGCCGCCGCCUCCCAGGGAUCCCGCCCCACCGGCUGGGCCUCCUCCAUGCAGUUGAAACAGGUUGAUAACCAUUAACCUGGGUUGCAACUACAGGUGGCACUGGAAGUAGACUGGUUCCCGGACAUGCCCGGUGGAAGGAGGGGCCCUAGUCGGCAGCAGCUAAGCCGAUCAGCUUUACCUUCUUUACAGACUUUGGUUGGUGGGGGCUGUGGCAAUGGAACAGGCCUGAGAAACAGGAAUGGUAGCGCUAUUGGCCUUCCAGUCCCGCCUAUCACAGCCUUAAUCACCCCAGGUCCUGUUCGUCAUUGCCAAAUACCCGAUUUGCCUGUGGAUGGGAGCCUGCUCUUUGAAUUUCUCUUUUUCAUCUACUUGCUGGUUGCUUUGUUCAUUCAGUACAUCAACAUCUAUAAAACAGUGUGGUGGUACCCUUACAAUCAUCCUGCUUCUUGUACUUCACUGAAUUUUCAUCUCAUUGAUUACCACCUGGCAGCAUUCAUCACAGUGAUGCUUGCGAGGAGGCUUGUAUGGGCCCUCAUCUCAGAGGCCACUAAAGCAGGUGCAGCAUCUAUGAUUCACUACAUGAUUCUCAUAUCAGCUCGCUUAGUGCUACUUACUUUGUGUGGAUGGGUGCUUUGUUGGACCCUCGUCAACCUCUUUCGAAGCCAUUCAGUCCUCAAUCUCCUUUUCCUUGGCUACCCAUUUGGUGUAUAUGUUCCUCUCUGCUGUUUCCAUCAAGAUAGUAGAGCUCAUCUUCUCCUCACAGACUAUAACUAUGUGGUUCAGCACCAAGCAGUAGAGGAAAGCGCCUCAACUGUGGGUGGUUUGGCCAAAUCCAAAGACUUCCUCUCCUUAUUGCUGGAGUCUCUGAAAGAACAGUUUAAUAAUACCACGCCUAUACCCACCCACAGCUGCCCCCUAUCUCCAGACCUCAUUCGUAAUGAAGUAGAAUGCCUGAAAGCAGAUUUCAACCACAGAAUCAAAGAAGUCCUCUUCAACUCCCUCUUCAGUGCCUACUAUGUUGCGUUUCUUCCCCUGUGUUUUGUGAAGAGUACCCAGUACUAUGACAUGCGCUGGUCGUGCGAGCAUCUCAUUAUGGUGUGGAUCAAUGCUUUUGUCAUGCUUACCACACAACUCCUGCCAUCCAAAUACUGUGAUUUGCUACAUAAAUCAGCUGCUCACCUGGGCAAGUGGCAGAAGCUGGAACAUGGGUCCUACAGCAAUGCUCCACAGCACAUUUGGUCAGAAAAUACAAUAUGGCCUCAAGGGGUGCUGGUGCGACACAGCAGAUGCUUAUAUAGAGCCAUGGGGCCUUACAACGUGGCAGUGCCUUCGGAUGUAUCCCACGCCCGUUUUUAUUUCCUAUUUCAUCGUCCAUUAAGGCUGUUAAAUCUGCUUAUCCUUAUUGAGGGCAGUGUCGUCUUCUACCAGCUCUAUUCCUUGCUGCGGUCGGAGAAGUGGAACCACACACUUUCCAUGGCUCUCAUCCUCUUCUGCAACUAUUAUGUUUUAUUUAAACUCCUCCGUGACAGAAUAGUAUUAGGCAGGGCUUACUCCUACCCACUCAACAGUUACGAACUCAAGGCAAACUAAGCUGGGCUACGCUGCCUCUCAACAAUGAGGGAGAACACAGAUAAAAAUAUUUUCAUACGUUCUAUUUUUUUCUUGUAAUUUUUAUAAAUAUUUAAGAUAUUUUAUAUUUUGUAUACUAUUAUGUUUUGAACGGUGGGAAGGGGUAAGGGACAUUAAAUGUAUCCAUAAACAAGGUGAUGUGAUCGUUCCUGUGUUAGCAUACAAGGGGUGUGCCUCUCCAGUAAAGACAUUGAUUUGUUUGUAUGACUCUGGAAUAACUCAUUCAUUUAUGAACAUCUCGUUUAUCACUUGACACAGCACCUUUGGGGUGACUGCUUUUCUUCCAAUCCUUCUCAUCUUUAGUUUUCACCUGGCCUAUUGCUACAGAAAAGGCAAUCAGUGGCGUUUCCUCCCAACCCCCAUUCUUUUGACUUCUGUGUUGGACUACUGGUGGGCAGGGAGGGGGUGAGUGAGUGGUCCUUUGGGUGGGAUUCUCUUUGUUGCUUGCUGUAAAGGAAGCGUUUCAAGACAGGAACUCAGCAUUUUAUUCUGCUCUGUAACCUUUAAAUAAGCCACUAUCCUAAAAUUCGACUGUUUCUAUUAUUUUUCCUGCUCUUUCAUUCUUUUUCCUCCCAAGAUUUACUGGUUAGCUUUUUGAAAUAGUAAUUUUUAAGAUAAAGUUUGGAAUGUUGACAUGCAUGAAGUGGUGUGUGGUUAGAUCUGUGGGAGAAGAUGCGUGCAGAUGCCAUGUGGGCUAGAGUAUUAGCAGGUUGAAGAUACUGAGUAACUGAGAAUGGGUGAGUCCUCAGUUAAAGUCACAUGCAGUCUACUAGCAACCCACCUACAAUGGCCUGUUUGGAGCUAUGAGUGGAAGUAAAAUACAAGAAGUUACCUCUUUGUCCUCAAAUAGUUUGAACAUUAUAUUCCAGAACCUUCAUGUUUGUGAGCAUUUUAAGUCCAUGUUCUUAAAAGAGGG
This is a messenger RNA of Talpa occidentalis (Iberian mole), 2846 nucleotides long. It is a transcript of the gene TMEM39A, whose product is annotated as transmembrane protein 39A. The record is from RefSeq and is a predicted model, not a curated record. Bases 425 to 1891 code for a protein of 488 amino acids. The transcript has 9 exons. Gene Ontology annotation, biological process: negative regulation of autophagosome assembly; negative regulation of autophagosome maturation. Lineage: Eukaryota; Metazoa; Chordata; Mammalia; Eulipotyphla; Talpidae. Gene Ontology annotation, cellular component: endoplasmic reticulum membrane.